Molecule: messenger RNA, 3437 nt
Organism: Rhododendron vialii
Lineage: Eukaryota; Viridiplantae; Streptophyta; Magnoliopsida; Ericales; Ericaceae
Exons: 7
Coding region: 242-3169 (975 amino acids)
Biological process (GO): signal transduction
Molecular function (GO): protein binding; DNA-binding transcription factor activity
Source: RefSeq, a predicted model, not a curated record
AUUUAAAUAAAUUUUCUUCCCACUCUCUCUCUGUGACUCCACUUCCAUCUCUCUCUCUCUUUCUCUCUCUCUCUCUCUCCUCCCAACAAAGCCGGACGACCCCAAGUCAAGAAAUCAAAGACAAUCGCAGACGACACACGGUGCACACACUUCCCGGGCCCGAAUUUGGUGCCUUGAUUCUUGCCAGAGAGCAGUGGUCUUUUGGUGCUUGAGUCCUUGGUCUUUUCUUGAGCUUUUUUCGAUGGCUACUAUAAAUUCCCAUGAAGCAUCUCCUUCGACUUCUCGACGGAGUUAUGAAGCUUAUUUGAGCUUUAGGGGCGUAGACACUAACAAAAGAUUCGCUGACCACCUCUACCGUGCUUUGAUGAGAAAAGGAUUGUCCACCUUUAGAGAUGAUGAUGAGCUAGAAAGAGGAGAAGACAUCAUGCCCGAACUCCAAAAGGCCAUUGAAGGGUCAAGGGUUUCUAUAAUUGUCCUCUCAAAGAACUACGCAUCCUCAAGGAGGUGCCUUGAGGAACUUGUGAUGAUCCUCAAAUGCAGGUCUUCAGGACAUUUAAUUCUCCCUGUCUUCUAUGACGUGGAUCCAUCUGAAGUGAGAACACAAACUGGCAGUUUGAAAGAGGCAUUUAUGAGGCAUGAAAGGAGAAUUGAAAUGGAAAUGGGUGAACAAAAAGAAUAUUUGAAGGGCAAGGUGCAAGAAUGGAGGAUGGCGCUCAAAGAAGUUGCAAAUUUAGCAGGGUUUCAUCUCUCACAAAAUAUUUUUGAGGCAUAUAAAAGCAAGAUUAUCCAGCAUGUCCGCGUCAUAGUAACUGAAUUUGUCACUAUAAACAACCGAGCACACCCUGGCAGCCAUGAUGGGAAUUACUUUUGUGCGUCUUGUAACAUGUGUGUGUCUGGUCUCGAGGACGAAAGAACGAGGGGAAAACGAAGCAGGGAUGAGAUGUCUUCCCACGUGUUUAGUUUGGAUAUUCUCCAACAACAUUUUGGCAAUAAACGUGAAGAUGUUGCGAAGAGCCUUGGCAUUAGCAUAUCCACCCUUAAGCGCAACUGUAGGUAUCAUGGCAUUCCUCGGUGGCCAAACCGGAUAAGAAACAAUGCUGUGUACAGUGAAAUUGAAGCAGCAAGGGGUUCCUCUAAACGGGUGUUUCAACUGGAGGGUCAAACAACGCAGUCCACGAACAGGGAAGGGAUAUCUUCCCAUGUAUUUAGUUUGGAUAUUCUCCAACCGCAUUUUGGCAGUAAACGUGAAGAUGUUGCAAAGAGCCUUGGCAUUAGCGUAUCCACCCUUAAGCGCAUCUGUAGGUAUCAUGGGAUUCCUCGGUGGCCAAAUCGGAUAAGAAGCAGUGUCUCGGGACUUCCUAAUCCAUAUGGAGAAAAGAAUCCAUUACCCACGUUCAAUACGCUAUCAACUAAUGGGCAGACCACAAUGGAAAAUGAAGUGGGUGGUCAAAAUUUGGAGCCGAAUGAAUGUCUACCGGAUUCUUUUGACGACCCAAACUUUCAGAAUACACGAAUUGGUUCAAUAUCAGAAUUUGGAAAAACUCCUACUUUUUAUGAUUCUUUAUCCGGUCAUUGUCACGAUGCGGAAUUUUGUUUUUCAGCAGUGUACAGUGAAACUGAAGUAGCAGGAGAUUCCUCUGAAUGGGUGUUUCAACUGGAAGGUCAAACAACACAGUCCAUUGCCUGUGCAAAUAGCAAUGCUCUUGUGUUUCCACAACGUCAUAUAGCAUCAGAAGAGGUGCUAAAUGAGAACGGGGGGAGUUCGGAAGAUAGGAGAGAUUCGUUAGCUUCACAAGCAGAGGCUUCUUUUGAGGGACAUGUCUCUGAAUCGAGUAAUUUGACGGUUCUUGCAUGUUCUGAUGCAGCUGCUCCUAACCAACCUUUGGCUACGAUGCCUACGGUUCCCAACAUUAUACCUCACGUAACCGGGGGUUCCUCUGAAACAUUUCAACUUGAGAAAGAAAUGGGUGGUCAAAUUCGAGAGCCAAAUGAGUUUCUGCCAGAUUCUUUUCAAGACCCAAGCUUAUGCGAUGCAGGAAAUGAUUCAAUAGUGGAGAUUGGAAAAACUCCUGCUUUUCAUGAUUCUUUCCACGGUAAUCAUUGUGAUGUCGAAUUUUGUUUUUCAUCCGUGUAUAAUGAAACUGGAGCAGCAGGGGGUUCCUCUAGAUGGGCAUUUCAACUGGAAGGUCAAACAACUCAAAUCCCUUCUUAUCCAAUUCCCGAUGUUCUUGUGUCAAAGCCUCAUAUAGCAUCAAUAGAGGUGCUGAGUGAAAAUAUGGGGAGAGCAGAAGAUAGGAGAAUUUUGUUACCUUCACAAGAGACUUCACAAAAAGAGGCUUUUUUACAGGGACAUGUCUUUGAAUCUAGUAAUUUGACAGUUCCUACAUUUUCUGAUGCUGCAGCUCCUAGCCAACCUUUGGCUACCAUUCUCCACACGAUUCCUACAAUUCCCCCCAUGGUACCUCGCCUCACUGGGGGUUCCUCUGAAUUCUCUGGAUGUCCAAAUCUUAGUGGUAUUGUGGAUCCACACCCUCAGAUAACAUCAACACAAAUCCUAAGUGAGAAUAUGAGAACUCUAGAAGAUUUGGGCAUUUUUUUAGUUUCACAAGAGCCUUUUAUGGAGGGAUGUGGCUCUGGAUCUAUUAACCCGACAAUCCCUUCAUGUUUGGAUCCAGCUCCGAGCCAACAACCCAUGAUGCCUCCUAGUAGUCUUGUGGAUCCACACCCUCAGAUAGCAUCAACACAAAUCCUAUGUGACAAUAUGGGAACUUCAGAAGCUUUGAGCAUUUUUUUAGUUUCACAAGAACCUUUUAUGAAGGAAUCUGGCUCUGGAUCUAAUAACCAGACAAUCCCUUCAUGUUUGGAUCCAGCUCCAAGCCAACAACCCAGGAUGCCUCCUCUCAUAGCAAGCCAAGAUACAAGCUCCGUGAGGGUUAAGGCAACAUAUGGGCGCACCACAAUAGCAUUUAAGCUUUCUUUCGCAUCUGGAAUUAUUCAACUGAAGGAAGAAGUGUCAAAGAGAUUGUGGUUCGAGCUUGGUAAUUUUGACCUUAAGUACAAGGAUGCGGAUGGGGACUUGGUUUCAAUAGUCUGUGACGACGACGUAAGGGAUUAUCUGCAACUUCUCACCUCAUUGGGAAAUCAAGUAAGCAAACUAUUUGUUUCUUGAUAAAAUUCCCAAUACCACGAAGUUUAGGGAUAACUGCGGAUGUGAUUACUGCCCAUUAUUGAAGCGGAAAAUACCAAGGUAUGUUGAGUUGUAGAAUAGUAUCACAUGGUUGACACCAGUUCCAUGUUCUAUGUGUAGCGGCACAUUUUCUUACCAUAUUUUCCUUUGCUAAAUCAGAAUAUUUCCGGUAUUGUGCAUUCAGCUGGACCUCUCUUUGUUUUGGCUUUGGUUUUAUGUAAAUUUAGGUGGUGAUAUUUGUUUGUGUAAA